UGGCGGCGACUACAGUGGCGGCGAUGGCGGCAGCGGCGGCGUCCGCGGUCGGUCCCGGGGCAGCCGCAGUGGCUCGCGUCUCUUGCGGGAGGGACCUCAGCUGCGUCCCGGAAGUGGCGGGCACCCUUGGGGCAGUCGCCAGGCAGGGGUUCGAUUUCCUCUGCAUGCCCAUUUUCCACCCCCGAUACAAGAGGGAAUUUUUCCAGGAGCCAGCUAAAAAACGACCGGGUCCCCACACCCGCUCUGACCUAUUGCUUUCAGGGAGAGAUUGGAACACACUGAUUGUGGGCAAACUGUCCCCAUGGAUCCGGGCUGAUUCCAACGUGGAGAAGGUGCGCAGGAAUUCCGAGGCGGCCAUGUUGGAGGAGCUGAAUUUUGGGGCGUACUUGGGGCUCCCAGCAUUCCUCAUACCCCUGACCCAGGCAGACAACCCCAACUUGGCACGUGUUCUGUGUAAUCACAUCAACACCGGGCAUCACACUUCCAUGUUCUGGAUGCGGGUCCCAUUGCUGGCUCCAGAAGACUUGCGGGACGAUGUGAUUGAAAAUGAGGCCGUGCAAGGGGUAGAAGAGGAGUGUUCUGGCGAGGAGAAGACCUGGCAGUGGUGGCACAACUUCCGGACAUUGUGUGACUACAACAAGCGUGUUGCCGUGGCCCUGGAGGUGGGCCCCGACCUGCCGUCCAAUCACGUCAUCGACCGCUGGCUGGGGGAACCAAUCAAAGCAGCCAUACUACCCACCAGCAUCUUCCUGACCAAUAAGAAAGGGUUCCCUGUUCUCUCCAAGAUGCACCAGCGCCUGGUCUUCCGCUUGUUGAAGCUUGAGGUACAGUUCAUCAUCACAGGCGCCCACCACCAUCCAGAGAAGGAGUUUUGCUCCUACCUGCAGUACCUGGAGUAUCUCAGCCAGAACCGCCCACCGCCUUCUGCCUACGAGCUCUUUGCAAAGGGCUACGAAGACUACCUCCAGUCCCCUUUGCAGCCCUUGAUGGACAACUUGGAAUCCCAAACCUAUGAAGUGUUUGAGAAGGACCCCAUCAAGUACUCCCAGUACCAACAGGCCAUAUACAAGUGCCUGCUAGACCGUGUGCCUGAUGAGGAGAAAGAAACAAACGUCCAGGUGGUGAUGGUGCUGGGGGCAGGGCGGGGCCCUCUCGUGAAUGCCUCACUGCGAGCUGCUCGCCAGGCCAACCGGAACGUCAAGAUUUACGCUGUGGAGAAAAACCCCAAUGCCGUAGUAACGCUGGAGAGCUGGCAGUACGAGGAGUGGGGUUGCCAGGUGUCGGUGGUCUCCUGUGACAUGCGGGAGUGGGAGGCUCCCGAGAAGGCCGACCUCAUGGUGUCUGAACUGCUGGGCUCCUUUGCCGACAACGAGCUGUCCCCAGAGUGCCUGGAUGGUGCAGAGCAUUGCCUCAAAGAAGGUGGGGUGAGCAUCCCCUGUGACUAUACCUCCUUCCUGGGCCCCAUCUCGUCCUCGAAGCUCUACAACGAAGUACGCGCCUGCCGCGAGAAAGAUCGUGACCCUGAGGCUCAGUUUGAAAUGCCCUACGUCGUUCGGCUUCAUAACUUCCACCAGCUAGCACCUCCGAAAGCCUGCUUCUCCUUUAAACACCCCAAUCCAGACUCUGUCAAGGACAACAACCGCUACCAGUCGCUAGAGUUCCCGGUAGAUGUGAACACAGUGCUUCACGGUUUUGCCGGCUACUUUGAGACCACGCUAUAUGGAGACAUCACUCUCAGUAUUCGGCCCGAGACUCACUCACCUGGCAUGUUUUCGUGGUUCCCUAUUUUCUUCCCCAUCAAGCAACCCAUAGGCGUACAGGCAGGGGACUGCAUCCGUGUAGCCUUCUGGCGUUGCAGCAACUCCAAGAAAGUGUGGUACGAGUGGGCUGUCGUUUCCCCGACGUGCUCCGUCAUCCACAACCCCACAGGACGUUCCUACACCAUUGGGCUGUGAGCAGGAGCCCCGUCCUUCCCCCUUAGCAGAGCGCCCCUUGUCUCCAACCAUUGAGACACGGGAGAGCCUCCACUCCAGAGAACGACGAGAGACUGGUUUUUCUGCACAGAGGCACAGGGUCUCCAACGUUUGUUGGAUGUAGGUCAAGAGAAGGUCAUUCGCUUGGAUUCCUUCUCCUGCGUUGAUCAUAUUCUUUCUGGUCUGUGGAAUUUCAAUAAAGUCGCUGAAAUGUG
Molecule: messenger RNA, 2188 nt
Organism: Elgaria multicarinata webbii
Lineage: Eukaryota; Metazoa; Chordata; Lepidosauria; Squamata; Anguidae
Gene: PRMT5
Product: protein arginine methyltransferase 5
Exons: 17
Coding region: 24-1955 (643 amino acids)
Biological process (GO): peptidyl-arginine N-methylation; regulation of DNA-templated transcription
Cellular component (GO): cytosol; nucleus
Source: RefSeq, a predicted model, not a curated record